AUGGCGGACUUGGAAGCCGUUCUGGCUGAUGUCAGUUAUCUGAUGGCUAUGGAGAAGAGCCGAAGUCAGCCAGCGGCACGUGCAAGCAAACGAAUAGUGCUUCCUGAUCCAAGUGUGCGAAGCAUCAUGCAAAAAUAUCUCGAGAAAACCGGUGAAAUCAAAUUCGAGAAGAUCUUCAAUCAGAAACUUGGCUUUCUUUUGCUAAAAGAUUUCGCGGAGAAUGUGACAGAAAACGCCUGUCCUCAAAUUAAAUUCUAUGAAGCGAUCAAGGAAUACGAAAAGAUGGAGACACCUGAGGAGCGACUGACGAAGGCACGCGAGAUCUACGAUCACCACAUCAUGGUCGAGAUGCUCGCCCACGCACAUAAUUACUCGAAGGACUCACUACAACAUGUGCAAUAUCAUCUACUUAAGGGGAAUGUUCCUCCUGAUUUAUUCCAGAGGUACGUGAUAGAGAUAUGCGAUCAGCUGAAGGGCGACAUCUUUCAAAAGUUCCUAGAGAGCGAUAAAUUCACUCGAUUCUGUCAAUGGAAGAACCUGGAGCUCAACAUGCAACUGACGAUGAACGACUUCUCCGUGCACCGAAUUAUCGGCCGAGGAGGAUUCGGAGAGGUGUACGGCUGUCGAAAAGCAGACACUGGGAAAAUGUAUGCUAUGAAAUGCUUGGAUAAGAAGAGAAUCAAGAUGAAGCAGGGCGAGACGCUCGCACUUAACGAACGCAUCAUGCUCAGCCUCGUUUCUACAGGACAAGACUGCCCCUUCAUUGUAUGCAUGACGUAUGCAUUUCAAUCUCCAGACAAGCUCUGCUUCAUCCUGGACCUUAUGAAUGGCGGAGACCUUCAUUAUCAUCUCUCGCAGCAUGGCGUCUUCACCGAACAGGAGAUGUUGUUCUAUGCAUCAGAAGUGAUUUUGGGUCUUGAACAUAUGCACAAUCGUUACGUAGUGUACCGAGAUCUGAAACCCGCCAAUAUCCUCCUUGACGAAAAUGGUCACGUUCGUGUUUCGGAUCUCGGCCUUGCCUGCGACUUCUCGAAAAAGAAACCACACGCCAGCGUUGGGACUCAUGGCUACAUGGCACCGGAAGUGUUGGCUAAGGGAGUCGCGUAUGACUCUUCUGCUGACUGGUUCUCGCUCGGUUGCAUGCUCUACAAACUCCUUAAGGGGCACUCUCCAUUUCGACAGCACAAAAGCAAGGAUAAGAAUGAAAUCGACAAGAUGACGCUAACGCAAGACAUAGAGCUGCCUAAUGAAGGUCUGUCACCAGAAUGUCGUGAUCUCUUGGAGGGACUCCUGAAGCGAGAUGUUCCGGAUAGGCUUGGAUGCAGGGGAAGAGGGCCUUCCGAAGUGAAGGAGCAUGCCUUCUUCCGUGACGUUGACUGGCAGACAGUGUAUUUACGGCGUAUGACUCCACCUUUGAUUCCUCCACGAGGAGAAGUGAACGCCGCUGAUGCUUUCGACAUUGGCAACUUUGACGACGACGAAGUGAAGGGCGUAAAGUUGGCUGACUCUGACAGCGAACUCUACAAGAAUUUCAACAUUGUCAUUUCCGAACGAUGGCAAAAUGAAAUAGCGGAAACGAUAUUUGAGGUAGUCAACCAGGAUGCAGAUAAGGCAGAGAGCAAGAAGAGAUCGAAACAAAAGGCAAAGAUGAACGUCGACGAGAAAGACUCGGAUGUAAUUGUGCACGGGUACAUUAAAAAACUGGGCGGCCCCUUCACAUCCGCUUGGCAGACGCGAUACGGGAAGCUGUAUCCAUCAAGGCUGGAGCUCUACCCAGAGUCGCUUAGCGGAAAACCGGAGCUGGUGUUUAUGGACCAGAUAGAAGACGUGUGCGCCGACUUGCAAACAGUCAAAGGAGAAAACGCCAUUGUAGUCAAACUACGAGAUGGAUUCAAGGAGCCACGGAUCAGUUUAACCAACUCGGAUGAAAUAUCGCUCAAAGAAUGGCACACGUCGCUACGGACAGCGCACAAAGUGUCGUCGGAACUUCUGCAACGAAUGGGACGAAAAGCGAUCAAGAUCUACGGAGUGAAUCACGAUCCAAUGCUGAACGAGGCCGAUCGACCCGCGUCCGUCUCCAAGUACAUGAAUAGAGCGUCGAGUGUCGACUCGACCGUCUGA
Molecule: messenger RNA, 2121 nt
Organism: Necator americanus (New World hookworm)
Lineage: Eukaryota; Metazoa; Nematoda; Chromadorea; Rhabditida; Ancylostomatidae
Exons: 18
Coding region: 1-2121 (706 amino acids)
Biological process (GO): G protein-coupled receptor signaling pathway; regulation of signal transduction; protein phosphorylation
Molecular function (GO): ATP binding; G protein-coupled receptor kinase activity; G protein-coupled receptor binding
Source: RefSeq, a predicted model, not a curated record